AUGCCUAUGCUACGGGAGCCAUGGAAAAAAUACCGGAAAUUUAAACCUCUUGACCUACCAAAUCGUCAGUGGCCCUCUAAGACAAACGAUGCACCGCCACGAUGGCUCGCGACGGAUUUGAGAGAUGGAAACCAGAGUUUAGUCGAUCCCAUGGACGGAGUCCAGAAACUGCGCUUCUUCAAAAUGCUCGUAGAGCUGGGCUACAGAGAAAUCGAAGUAUCCUUUCCCUCGGCCUCUCAGACCGACUAUGACUUUACAAGAUCCUUGGUCGAGACUCCUGGCGUGGUUCCCGAUGAUGUAUGGCUACAGGUCCUUUCUCCGUGCAGGGAAGACUUCAUCCGCCGCACGGUCGAGUCCUUAAGAGGCGCGAAGAAAGCCAUCCUCCACAUAUAUCUGGCCACCAGUGAAUGCUUCCAAAGGAUUGUUUUCGGCAUGACGCAGGAAGAGAGUAUCGCUCUGGCAGUCAAGUGUACACAAUUUGCCCGCUCCAUCACCAAGGAUGACCCAAGUCACGCAGGCACAGAAUGGCUGUACGAGUUCAGUCCCGAGACGUUUUCAGACACCUCGCCGGAAUUUGCUGUCCGGAUCUGCGAGGCCGUCAAGGCUGCAUGGGAACCAACGGAGGACGCCAAACUCAUCUUCAACCUUCCAGCUACGGUCGAGAUGGCGACGCCUAAUAUCUUUGCUGAUCAAGUGGAAUACUUCUGCACGCACAUGACCGAACGUGAGAAGUUCUGUGUGUCCGUCCAUCCCCACAAUGAUCGAGGUUGCGCAGUUGCUGCGGCAGAAUUGGCACAGAUGGCUGGUGCUGACCGAGUAGAGGGCACUCUGUUUGGGAAUGGUGAACGAACGGGCAAUGUCGAUCUAGUCACUCUAGCCCUCAAUCUCUACACACAGGGAGUUUGGCCGGGCAUUGAUUUCAGUGAUAUCAACAAAGUCAUUCGGGUUUGUGAGGAAUCGACAAAGAUCCCUGUCAAUGAACGAUGGCCAUACGGCGGACAGCUUGUGGUUUGCGCGUUCAGUGGAUCUCAUCAAGACGCCAUCAAGAAAGGAUUCCAAGUCCGUUCGAAGAACGGAGUGGGAGCCGAGGACCGGUGGGAGGUACCGUAUCUCCCACUUGACCCUCAGGACAUUGGACGGACCUACGAAGCCAUUAUUCGUGUCAACUCACAAUCUGGUAAGGGUGGUGUUGCUUGGGUCAUUCUGAGAAGCCUCGAACUCGACCUUCCUCGUGGGUUGCAGAUCGCCUUUAGCAAGAUCGUGCAGAAGGAGGCCGAUGCCAAAAACAGGGAAUUGCUUCCACGAGAGAUCCAAGCUCUGUUCGAGGAAUCAUAUCAUCUCAAGAGCAAUCCAAGAUUUACUCUGGUCGACUACAACAUUACGGCGGUAAGGACGAGCUCGCCCGCUCCACCCUCCAAAACUGCAACCGCCACUCAGGAAAAGACAAAAACGCCCGCACAGAACACGUCAACAGCCAAACGUCAAUUUGCAGGUGUGAUCGCAAUUGACGGAGUGCAACAUCCAAUUGUGGGAGUAGGCAAUGGUGCCAUCUCUUCUCUUGCCAAUGCUCUUCAUUCCUUGGGUAUCGAUCUCGAUGUGGCAGAUUACAAGGAGCAUGCCAUUGGAGGCGGCCGGGAGGUCAAGGCAGCUACGUACAUAGAAUGUACGGCCACGAAUUCACAUGAAAAAGUCUGGGGUGUCGGAAUUCACGAAGACGUGGUCCAAGCGUCUUUGAUUGCGUUGUUGAGCGCUGCAAGUUCGUUCCUAUCAUCACGAGUCUCGACUCCUAACCCAUUCAAACCCAAACAUCUCCGACAGUUUUCAGAAGCCGAGCUGGAAGCUCUUGAGCGCCUGAAUCUUAAUGGCUCAGAAAGCCCGAUCAGUCCUUUGAGGGCCGUUCGGACGCCAUCUCAAAUAAAUAUGGACUCACAUCCAAGCAGUGUCCCAGCGGCGAAGAUUGAUAUUGGAUUGUUGGAGCAAAAGGCUGAACAAAUCAAUGGCCAUAAAUAG
This is a messenger RNA of Exophiala bonariae, 2010 nucleotides long. RefSeq lists its product as uncharacterized. Gene Ontology annotation, cellular component: mitochondrion. The record is from RefSeq and is a predicted model, not a curated record. Gene Ontology annotation, molecular function: 2-isopropylmalate synthase activity. The transcript is spliced from 4 exons. The coding region runs from base 1 to 2010 and encodes 669 amino acids. Lineage: Eukaryota; Fungi; Ascomycota; Eurotiomycetes; Chaetothyriales; Herpotrichiellaceae. Gene Ontology annotation, biological process: L-leucine biosynthetic process.